AUGUCAGACGCUUCAUACUUGCAAAUGUUACAUGAUGAUGUGGUACCUGCAAUCAGGCGUAUAGAAACUGAAGUUGGUACUACAGUUCGGUUCCAACAUGACGGUGCACCACCACACAAUGCUUUGUUGGUGAGAAGUUUCCUCGACACGGAAUUCUAUGGCGUUAACGCAAUCAUCGCGAAAUUUCAUGUUCAUGAUUUCUACAGUGUCGCUAUUUUUGUCGCGGUAAGCAGCUUCGGGGUUUAUGUUUCGGUGUCCAAUGAGAACAUUCUGGACGCACAAAAGGCGUUUGUUUCCCUCUCAUUGUUCAACAUCCUGCGUUUCCCAUUGUUCAUGUUUCCGAUGAUAGCUAGCACUUUGGUUCAAGCAUACAUUGGUUCAAAAAUUGAUCAAAUCGCGUUACUGGUUCCGAUCAAAGAUAUGGCCUAUCCGCCUUACGCGUUCCGCGCUAGCCAAGCUCAUAUUGGAGAAGUAACUAGCACGAAACCCUGCGAGAAAUUGUAG
Messenger RNA from Echinostoma caproni, 504 nucleotides. The record is from the annotation of a GenBank genome assembly. NCBI's taxonomy places the organism in Eukaryota, Metazoa, Platyhelminthes, Trematoda, Plagiorchiida, Echinostomatidae.